Molecule: messenger RNA, 4611 nt
Organism: Cololabis saira (Pacific saury)
Lineage: Eukaryota; Metazoa; Chordata; Actinopteri; Beloniformes; Belonidae
Product: serine/threonine-protein kinase D3-like
Exons: 19
Coding region: 599-3271 (890 amino acids)
Biological process (GO): protein phosphorylation
Molecular function (GO): ATP binding; protein serine/threonine kinase activity
Source: RefSeq, a predicted model, not a curated record
ACGCAUCAGAGUGAGACAUCUCCUCGGUGUCCUGCUCUCUGCGGUCUCCGCGGCUCGUCCCCGCGGCUCCAUCAGACCCGCACAGAGCUGCAGCCGCGCGGACGCGCCCCGGCUUCCACAGCAACUUAGUUGGAAAGAGAGUGAAACAAGUGGAGAAUCCGCCUCGGUGUUUCCAGCGGAGUCCUGCGGACCCGGGGACCGAGGACCGGGCUGUUCGGACUGACCGAAACUGAGCUGAAGCAGUUGAAGAGCAGACCGGCAGCCGGCCCAGGGGCCACUGAGGGGUCACUGAGGGGUCACUGAGGGGCCACUGAGGGGUCACUGAGGGGCCACUGAGGGGUCACUGAGGGGUCACUGAGGGGCCACUGAGGGGCCACUGAGGGGCCACUGAGGGGUCGUGCCGCCAGCCUGACCUUUGACCUCUGAGACUGGUGUGGUCCUACUGGAGGAUGUUCAGCGGUGAGAGGAAGCAACGCUCCAGCGGAGAGAGGCGGGACCCGAGACCUCUGGAGGGACAGUAGACGUCUGAGCUUCUGUUGGACGUUGUUUGUCCACGAGACAUUUUUCCCCAUCGAGACGACAUCACAUAUAGCAGAAGAUGUCAGGUGACAGCAGCUCCCCGCCCCCGCUGGCCCUGCAGAGGUCUGUCCCUGCCCCCUCCCAGCCCCCCGCCCCGGCCGCCGCGCCGCCGUCCCCCAGCCCCUCCGCCAGCGCCAGCGUCUGCGGCCGGCUGUCCGACGGCAGCCUGACGGCUCCCAGCCCCACCAACUCCCGGGGAUCGCUGCACGGCGUCUCCUUCCUGCUCCAGAUCGGACUCACCAGGGAGACGGUGACGCUGGACCCGGCAGACAUGUCUCUGUCGGCCGUCCGGGAACUCGUCUGCUCCAUCGUCGAUCAGAAGUUCCCCGAAUGUGGCUUUUUUGGGAUGUACGACAAGAUCUUGCUCUUCCGUCACGACUUGAGCUCGGACAACAUCCUGCAGCGCCUGACCUUGGCAGAGGAGAUCAACGAGGGCGACCUGGUGGAGGUGGUGCUUUCUGCUCUUGCCACGCAGGAGGACUUCCAGAUCCGGCCUCACACUCUCUAUGUCCACUCCUACAAAGCUCCGGCCUUCUGUGACGACUGCGGCGAGAUGCUGUGGGGUCUCGUCAGACAAGGACUCAAAUGUGAAGGAUGUGGCCUGAACUACCACAAACGCUGCGCCUUCAAGAUCCCCAACAACUGCAGCGGCGUCAGGAAGAGGCGGCUGUCCAACGUGUCCCUGCCGGGCGCCAUCAUGUCCGCCGCUCGCCCGCCGUCCACCGAGUUACCCCCGAUCCCGCCGGAGGAGCGCCCCCUGCUGCUGGGAGCUGUGAAGAGGAACUCCCUCCUGAGCGGCCGUCCCAUCUGGAUGGAGAAGAUGGUCCUGGGUCGGGUGAAGGUCCCCCACACGUUCUCCGUCCACACCUACACCCGUCCCACCAUCUGCCAGUACUGCAAACGCCUGCUGAAGGGCCUCUUCAGGCAGGGCCUGCAGUGCAAAGACUGUAAAUUCAACUGCCACAAGAGAUGUGCAGCCAAAGUCCCCCGGGACUGUCUGGGGGAGGUGGACUUCAACGGGGCAGAGCCGCUCAGUCCCAGUCCAGACUCCGAGGCCACCAUGGAGGUGGACUGUGACCUGAACAGCGACGGUGGUCAGAGCAUGGACGAGCAGGACGAGCCAUCCACACCAGAGGACAAGCUCUUCUUCAUCGAUGGAGAGAAAGAUGACGAAACCAUCAGAGCCAUCAGCCCGUCGACCAGCACCAACAUCCCUCUGAUGCGUCUGGUUCAGUCCAUCAAACACACCAAGAGGAAAAGCUCCACGAUGGUCAAAGAAGGUUGGAUGGUCCACUACAGCAGCCGGGACAACCUGAGGAAGAGACAUUACUGGAGGCUGGACAGCAAGACUCUGACUCUGUUCCAGAACGAAAGUGGAGCCAAGUUCUACAAGGAGAUCCCGCUGUCGGAGAUCCUGCAGGUGGAGCCGGCGCAGGACCUGAGCAGCCUGCCGGCGGGCAGCAACCCGCACUGCUUCGAGAUCAUCACCGCCAACGUGGUCUACUACGUCGGGGAGGACACCGGCGCCGUGCACCACAACCCCGUCCUGGCAGCGGCCGGCGUGGGGCCGACCGUGGGACGCAGCUGGGAGAAGGCAAUCCGGCAGGCGCUGAUGCCCGUCACCCCCAAGGUCAGCACCGGGCCCGGACACGGCCACGGCAAGGACCACAAGGAACUGUCCACCAGCAUAUCAGUGUCCAACUCCCAGAUCCAGGAGAACGUGGAUAUCAGUUCGGUGUAUCAGAUCUUUGCUGACGACGUCCUUGGUUCUGGACAGUUUGGAAUCGUUUAUGGAGGAAAACACAGAAAGACCGGCAAGGAUGUGGCCAUCAAAAUAAUCGAUAAGAUGAGGUUUCCCACGAAGCAGGAGAGCCAGCUGAGGAACGAGGUGGCCAUUCUGCAGAAACUCCAUCACCCGGGCAUCGUUAACCUGGACUGCAUGUUUGAGACGCCCGAGCAGGUGUUUGUCGUCAUGGAGAAGCUCCACGGCGACAUGCUGGAGAUGAUCUUAUCCAGCGAGAAGAGCCGACUACCUGAACGCCUCACCAAGUUCAUGGUUACCCAGAUCCUGGUGGCCCUCAGACAUCUUCACUUCAAGAACAUCGUCCACUGUGACCUGAAGCCUGAGAACGUGUUGCUGGCCUCGGCCGAGCCCUUUCCUCAGGUCAAGCUCUGCGACUUCGGCUUCGCCCGGAUCAUCGGGGAGAAGUCGUUCCGGCGCUCGGUGGUGGGGACGCCGGCCUACUUGGCUCCGGAGGUUCUCCGCAGCAAAGGCUACAACCGCUCCCUGGACAUGUGGUCGGUCGGCGUCAUCGUCUACGUCAGCCUGAGCGGGACGUUUCCCUUCAAUGAGGACGAGGACAUCAACGACCAGAUCCAGAACGCCGCCUUCAUGUACCCGUCCAACCCCUGGAAGGAGAUCUCGGAGGAGGCCAAAGAUCUAAUCAAUAACCUGCUGCAAGUGAAGAUGAGGAAGCGUUUCAGUGUGGACAAGUCUCUGAGUCACCCCUGGCUGCAGGACUACCACACCUGGCUGGACCUCCGGGAGUUCGAGACCCGGCGCGGCGAGCGCUACAUCACCCACGAGAGUGACGACGCGCGCUGGGAGGAGCACGCCGACGAGCGCGGCCUGCACUACCCCAAACACUUCAUCAUGUCGCCCAACCUGGACGACAUGGAGGAGGACCCGUAGUCGCCACGGCAACACGUCUCUCACGGGGGGGCUCCAGCCUGAGGACGGUUGCCCCAGAAACGCUGAGCUUUUACUGUGAUGGCACAGGAUGAUGGGAGACAGCUGAGACGCUCACCGCUGACGGGACUCAGGGCCACAGAGUUGGAAUUUCACAAAUCUGACUUUCAUUUGUCAUUGAGCCGAACAUCUGCAGCAGCUGCAGAGCUGAGGAAGAGGAGAGGAAGGGCUGAGGAAGAGCAGAGGAAGGGCUGAGGAAGAGCUGAGGAAGAGCAGAGGAAGGGCUGAGGAAGGGCUGAGGAAGGGCUGAGGAAGAGCUGAGGAAGAGCAGAGGAAGAGCAGAGGAAGAGCAGAGGAAGAGCAGAGGAAGAGCAGAGGAAGAGCAGAGAGGAGCUGAGGAAGAGCAGAGGAAGAGCAGAGGAAGAGCAGAGGAAGAGCAGAGGAAGAGCAGAGGAAGAGCAGAGGAAGAGCUGAGGAAGAGCAGAGGAAGGGCUGCUCACUAACGAAGACCUGCUGAUCGUGUCCAGCACAUCACUGCUGCAGAUCGGUCAAAGCUCCCAUUGUUCCUCAACUUGGAAAUCUCACCAAACAUCACUCCCAAAUGUUCUCCAUCGCUGGAACGUCUUUGCACUUUGAGAAGGUUCUUUCAAUGAGAACCUUCACUGACAAGAAUAUCUGGAUUGUUCCGCUGCAGGAGAGUUUAGUUUUCUUUAUUCUGAAAAGAAUUUCAUUGUAAAACAAACAAGAAAUCUGUUUACAUGUUCUGCUGCCGUUCAGCAGCACAAGAGCCUUUAUAUCCAUGGAGAAUUUAAAUAAAGCUCAACUUUAUUUAAAGAGAUUUAAAAACAAUCAAGAUGACCAAAAAUGCUCAGAAAGUGCUUAAAACUCUUCUUUCAUGUUGUCCAAAGUAACAAUAGUACUGUGGAAACGCCGUAACACAAACGUUGGGCCGAUGUUGUUCCUGUGUAGAUAAUAAAAUCAUCUGAUUGACCUGGAUCUCGGUUUGGGACAAAUUAACCUCAGAUCAGCACAAACUACUGUCCAAGCCCAUCAGAACGAUGCCAACAAUCGUCACGUUGCAGUAAAACAAAGAAUUGAAUCCUGUGAUCACAUGAUUUUAUGAUUCUACAUAAAAACACGUCUCUAAUUUAAGCAGCCAUUAAUUGUUAUGAUCAGUUUUCUCUUUUAAGAUGAUUUUAUGUUUCUGAACUGACGAACCUGAGAAGAAAAAGAUGAAGCAGAGAAAGUGUUUUUGUGUUUGUGGGUGGAGGCCACCUGAGACCUGAGACCUGAGCCGAGACCUGAGAACUGAGACCUGAGACCUGAGACCUGAGACCUGAGAC